This is a messenger RNA of Condylostylus longicornis, 1621 nucleotides long. RefSeq lists its product as uncharacterized. Gene Ontology annotation, molecular function: 1,4-alpha-glucan branching enzyme activity; hydrolase activity, hydrolyzing O-glycosyl compounds. Lineage: Eukaryota; Metazoa; Arthropoda; Insecta; Diptera; Dolichopodidae. Gene Ontology annotation, biological process: carbohydrate metabolic process. The annotation marks the transcript as partial. The record is from RefSeq and is a predicted model, not a curated record. The transcript has 3 exons. Gene Ontology annotation, cellular component: cytoplasm.
AUGUUUCGAGAAACGAUCAGUAAACGUCCACCAGCUCUGAGUUUCGAAUGCCUUGCUGCCGAUUCCCUCAAACCAAAGGACGGAACAGCAGUCGUAGCGCGUGACAUGAGACUGGAUCCAUUCUCAGAUGCCCUGCGUGAAAAACACUCCAAAUUUUUGGCCAAGAAAUCUUCUGUCCUUGGUUUACCAAUUGAUGGAAAAUCCGAUAAUCGGACUUUCUCCUUAUUGAAAUCUAUUCACCGCUAUUUGGGUUUACACCGAACUGACACCGCAUGGGUGUUGCGAGAGUGGAUUCCGAAUGUCAAAGGAGUUUAUAUGAUGGGGGACUUCAAUCAAUGGGAUCGACAUUCUCACCCACUCACAAAACUGCCGGUAGAACAAUUUGGUGAGGACGUUUGGAGUAUCACCUUGGAACAUGGGAGCAACCGUGAGGAAGUUCUGAGACACAAGAUGAAGUAUAAACUGCAUAUCGUAACGCACAGCGAUCAAGAGAUUGAUCGAGUGCCUCCAUCAGCGUCGGUCGUUUGGAAAUCUGAGGACGGCAAUGAGGUCUACGAUGCUGCUGUAUGGCACCCUCCCAAAACGGAGUGCCAUGAGUUUCAGCAUGCAGCACCAUCACGCCCAGAACGACCUAAGAUUUACGAAGCUUACGUGGGAUUUUCGUCGCACCAAAUGCGAUUCGGAACAUACAAUGAGUUUCGAACGGAUGUCCUCCCUCGAAUUCAUCGCUUGGGAUACAACGCGCUGGUUCUCGUUGGAGUCCCUGAGCACUCGUUGACGUCAGUCGGUUGGGAAGUGACCAAUUUCCUCGCCCCUGCCUCUUCAUUUGGGACGCCAGAGGAGCUGAAGGCCCUAAUUGAUGAAGCGCACAAGUUUGGAAUUUACGUGAUUCUUUCGAUUAUCCAUAGUCAUUCAUCGGCAUCAACUGCAGCAGGGUUGAACGAGAUCGAAGGAGGCGAUGGAGGAUUUUUCAAGAGUGGGACAUCUGGGACUCAUCCACAGUGGAACUGUAGACUGUUCGACUAUUCGAAGCCAGAAGUGUGUCGAUUCUUAAUGUCCCAAUUAAGUUGUUUCAUGGAUUUAUACAAAAUUGAUGGAUUCCGGUUUGAAGGGUUGACGUCGAUGUUGUAUCAUCAUCACGGUGUUGGUCGAGACUUCCGCGAUUAUAAUGAUCUAGGAAGAUAUUUUUCAUUUGAAGUCAAUGAUGAAGCAUCAGCGUAUUUGAUGCUUGUCAACGAUUUUAUUCAUUCAAUUUCACCUAAAAAGAAUCAUGUGUUGACAAUUGGGACAGACCACUCGCGCAUGCCAAUUCUAGCGCAUGAUUUGUCCGAGGGAGGAUUGGGUUUCGAUUACCGCAUGGCACCGCACAUCGCUGAUGAGUGGAUCCGACAACUUUGUCAUAGCGAUGACAUCUUUAUAGAAAUGUCUUCAAUCGUCAAUACCCUCGAGAUUCGGUCACCAUUAGAGAAAACGAUAGCGGCAUCAGAAACCCUAGCCAACUCCUUACGUUCUCGCCGCACACUUAAAGUCGCAAUGUUCGCCUGGGAAUCUCUUCACACGCACGCUGUCGGAGGCGUCGCACCUCACGUGACGGAACUCGCUGCUGGUCUCGCGCGACUCG